Clupea harengus (Atlantic herring) is the source of this 4725-nucleotide messenger RNA. RefSeq names its product ITPR interacting domain containing 1 (gene itprid1). The record is from RefSeq and is a predicted model, not a curated record. Lineage: Eukaryota; Metazoa; Chordata; Actinopteri; Clupeiformes; Clupeidae. Gene Ontology annotation, molecular function: signaling receptor binding.
AUUACUUUACUCUCACUUAUUUUUGCUAUUUUCAUAUUUAAUAUUGCAAUUAUUAUUAUGGGCUGCUAUUAUAUAAAUACAAGCAAAGAAGUUAAACCGGCUCCUGUUAUAGUCAACAAUUCUCUUUUUUUUGUCUAGGGCGUCAUCUACUUGAAUUUUUGUUAACUUUACUUUAAUUUUAAACGAACUGAAAAAUAAUGUUAUUUAAAACAAUGCAUCGACUGGCCAGCAAGGUUUAUUAUCACAAAUGACUCCACGUGAUUUUCCAAGGAAUUGGCCAACUCUUGCAACGAAUACACGAACCCUGACUUAAAAAUAAGCACAAGUCACUCUGUCUGUACUUCACAUUCACCACCUGUGCUCAACACAGGCCACAAAACACACUAGGCUAAAUGAUAAAGUCCCCAGGCUACCGCCUAUCUUCAGUUCGCUGUAUUCAAUGUGAGAAGCUGCCAAAACACUUCCCUGUUGAGACAGGCUAACACAUCGUGUUAUAACAUAAGUAGUUCCUCUUUGUCUUCGUUGUUCAAAGUGCUUACAACAUAACGCACAAGGCACAUGGAAACUCUAGGAAUUAAAGCGCCCAACGACUAUUUGCAUGUUUUGCAGGAUAUCGACGCGAAACCAAAUUAGUGUGUGUUGUUCCUUGUAUAGACCGGCAGGCAGUGAGGUGUAAACGAAAGCUAUAUCUCCAUGUAUGUCGGGUUAUAAAUUCGCAAGCCUUUCCACGAUGCGCACGUCCCACAGGAAUGUGGUCUUGUUAGGGGCUUUUCUAUGGUAGUCACAAACUGAAGUUAAGCUAUGGCCGCUGACCCAGCAGUGAAGAAAAGGGCAAACCUCCUUGCCUCCAGGGCGAGUUGGGCCAAGGUGGACGGACAAUCUGAUGAACCAUCUAACACCAGAAGAACAGGAGACUACAAGCAAGAUAGCGUCCAGCAGUGGCUUAGUUCCAUUAACAGGGGGGGUGAGAAGAACGAGGCAGUUCAGAGGUCUGCAGCGGGGUCCCUGCAGAGAAACGCCAGCGCCGAGGAUGACUUAGCGCUGGGUGUGGAAGCAUCUAUAUAUGGUAAUCCAGGAGCCAGGACUGUCAAGGAGUUUUUGCGGUCGUCCCGGGCCAGCGCCGUUCUGCCCAGGUGGAACAGCCUGACCUCAGCCUUCUCUUCUCAGUCCAAUCCACUGAGUGUCAUGGAUGUGCUGAACCUUUGGGAGGACGACCCUGCGGAGGUGCUGCUGGACCUGGGCUUCGGUGUCGAGGAACCGGACAUCACAGGACGAAUCCCAGCCCGCUUCAUCAACCACCAGUCCCAGGCCCGCGGGAUCAACCUGCAAGUGUUUCUGGAUGCCCAGAAGAACCGCAUGGACAUCGAAAACCCAGACGUUAGAAAUCGCUUCAGGCAGCUGGAGGUUCUCCACCAGGUCACGACCGCGUUCAACUCCCUGGUGGGCGGAGGAGCCAGUGCCGCUCCGGCGAGCUCGGGCCCCCAGGGGCCCCAGGCCAGCGCGUCGUCCCCCGAGGCCCGGGAGAAGAGGAAGCGCAUGGGCAUGCUCCUGCGGCGGGCAUCCAAGAAGACGCUGAGCCUCGCCAGGGCCUCCCAGGAGCAGGCUCCGCCCCCCAGUCCCACAGCAGCCGCCAGGGCGUCCCAGGAGCAGGCUCCGCCCUCCCAGGAGCAGGCUCCGCCCAGCCCGACGGCAGCGGCUGCUGGCACCGAUCCAGAGCCGCCUGCCACGCCGACGAACGCGCCUUUGCACCCCUCCGAGAAACGGGGUCCCCUCAAGCGCUUCAGAUCGAGCCUCGGGGAGAGUGGCUGCCUCACCCCCCUGGUAGAGGAACAGGGGAUCUCAGAGGUCCAGGGUGUGGUACUGCCUGAGGCCCAGGCCCAGGGUGUGGUACUGCCUGAGGCCCAGGUCCAGGCCCAGGUCCAGGGUGUGGUACUGCCUGAGGCCCAGGUCCAGGGUGUGGUACUGCCUGAGGUCCAGGUCCAGGGUGUGGUACUGCCUGGGGCCCAGGCCCAGGUCCAGGGUGUGGUAUUACCUGUGGGCCCCCUGGAGAGCCCAAUCAGACUGAAGGGCCACAGGGAGCCCCGGCCCCUGCUCCCUACCCCUCCCCUCAGGAAGAGGAGCCCAGGAGAGCCCAUGGAGUCUUUUGAGCUGGAGGAGAUCCAGAGUUUCGAUGAGGGCAGUAUGGCUGGGAGUGCGAGUUGGAUGGCAGACAGCAUAGGUGAACAUGAACGAGGCUUCCUGUCGCGAGCGGAGUCCUGCGUGGUCCGAACCAACAGCUGCCAGUCGGACAGUAGCGGGUUCCUGGAGGAACCUUUCGUUCCUGCCACCUCCCCGUUCCUGGAGGAACCUUUCGGUCCUGUCACCUCCCCGCCUCCCCCAAGCCCUGGACUCAUGAAGGCACUGAAUGCCAUGUCUGGCAGCACAGACAGCCUGGGAACACUGAGGGGAAGUCCGGACCCCUCCCCCACCUCGCCCACCCCCCCCACCUCCAUCUUCACCUCACCCUCUUCUGCGCGUGACCCGGCCCGGCCCCCUGCAGCGCCCUCGGGCGAGCGGAGCUCCGAGACCCCCCCGGUGCUCUCCGGGUGUCCCUCCGUGGACGUGGCGGCUGCUGAAGACGCCGCUGAGUUCCGAGAGAAUGCCAGUGCCAUGGGAGCUUCCCAAUGCUGUCAAAACUCUGAAGGUGUUCCGUGUGCGGACGUUGAUUAUGGCAGCUCUGCCGAGGAGGACGUGGUGUCUGAUGGGAUCACCGUGAUGACAGAGAGUUCUGGCCAGCGACGGGGAGAACCACCUUUAUCUGAACUGGACAAUGUGCAAGAGCAGCAUGUCAGAGAAGGUGCAAUCAGUAAGGACAUUGUUGUUGAGUCAAGUGUGUGUGAAGAAGGUGUUAGUGUGCGUGGUGAACAUUUGACUGGUGAAGUCACCAUUUGUGAUGAAGUAGUAAGUGUAACAGUGAGUGUAAAGGCAGUAAAAGAGGUUGCGAUGAGUGAAGUAUGCAGUAUGGCUGAAGAGGAGGCCCUUAAACGUGUGGUUGGUGAGCGUGCUGUGAGCGAGUGUGUGCUGUGGAAAGAUGUGGCUAGUGAAAGAGCAGUCAGUGAGAACACUGCAAGCCAAUGUGCUGCUGAGGCUGUUGCUGGCGCUGCUGGCUGGCAUGUGGUUAGCAAAGGUGAGAAUGUUAGCAAUCACACGAUUGGUGCAGAUGCAACUGUAGACUGUGCACUGAGCAAAAAUGAACUCAAGGAUUAUCAAAGCACUGCACUUUGUUGUAGAGUGCAGGGAAUUGCUGAACAUACUGUUAAUGAAUGUGGCACCAUCAUCUCUUCACGGUGCGGCAUAGCAGUGGAGAGUAUCGCUCUUUCAGGUGAGCAUCAGGCCCCGGGUGAGGAAGGGUUAAGUUUUGAACACACUGACUCACAGGUGGAGGCCCAGUCGGAGGCCACUCGCACACCAAACCAAGACACUCAGGUGUCCUCCACAGAAGCAUCUCAACCGGCAGACUCUGAUGAACUUAAAGAGGGCACGCUAGUAGAAAGUGAUGGUGUCUUUGUCGAACCUUCUGGAACGGACAGAAAGCCUCGUCUUGCAGGGCGUUCGGUGACGGUGCAGAUGUGCUCGUCUUUGGCACCCAUUUCCCAGACUCUCCGCUCUAGUGACGUCACGCAGAGGCGGAACUCUUUCUCCAGGAGGGCGUGGUCUGAAGCAGAAGUUUCCCACACCCUCCCACAACGCAACUCACAGACUCUUGCCAUGGAAAUACCAGAACUGGCUUCUUCCAUUCACAUUUGGCAAUCCCAGGACAGUUCGCAGGGGUUUGGAAAGUUCCGGACGAGGUCAGCCUCCUUGGAUACGGGGUUGUCGUGGGAGGAUGGCGACGGGCGGUUGGACGGUGUGAUGAUGGCCGGCGGAGGGGGAGGGGCCUGUUUGUGCCAGUGCCAGUGCCCCUGCUGCUCCAGGCACGGCGCACACGUGCUCCAGUCAGACCCAUCCUCCAGUUUCCCAUAUUCUCUGGACGAGCUGGAGGAGAUGAUGCAGGGCGUGAAGAGGUUCCGCACCAUCCUGACGGAGAUUGAGCAGAGGCUGGACCACGAACAGGCCUCAGUGUAUGAGGAUCUCUCAGCCACUGACAGGGAGGAGGUGGGGGACGUGCUGGAGCUCAGGGCUGCGGUCAAACAGGAAGCACGGAAACUAGAGCUGCAGCUGACGGACCUGGUCCAUCACUACGACGACAGCUUCAAAAUGAAGAUCAACAGGCUUCUGGAUGAACAGUCUCAUCUCUGCUCUCAGCUGAGAAUACAUCCCUCAGGCAGGCCCCGCCCCUCAGACAGGCCCCGCCCAGAGCCCGCCUCCACCGAAAGUGUGGCCAUUCAGUGCAGCCUACUGCCUGUGACAGACACAGUAGACACACGCCUCUCUCCCCAUCACUCAAGUAACAGCACAAAGCAAGGCAAGCUGGACUUCGUAGGGUUCAUCCAAAAUCUGAAGAAUUCUGUCCACCAGUCCAUCAGUAAUGACUCACUGGAGUGAAGUUGACUACACUACAUGAUCUGCUGCCAACUCAAAGAUGUCUUCCUCUUGAACUAAUUUAUUCCUUCCAAUGAUUGCCUUCAUCCUGCGACUGCUUUUUUUGUUUUGUUUUUUAAUGAGGACAAGAGCGCAGUCUUCCCAGAAGGAGUCAGUUUUCAGCUCGAGUCCAAUAAAAGCAAAAUAAGAGCUAGUCCUCCAUGA